This is a messenger RNA of Cavenderia fasciculata, 222 nucleotides long. RefSeq lists its product as uncharacterized. Bases 1 to 222 code for a protein of 73 amino acids. The record is from RefSeq and is a predicted model, not a curated record. NCBI's taxonomy places the organism in Eukaryota, Evosea, Eumycetozoa, Acytosteliales, Cavenderiaceae. The transcript has 2 exons.
AUGUUAUACAAAUCAUUUUUAAUGUUAAAUCCUGGUGAUUCAUUACAAAGAUCAACAGGAUCAUCAAUGCGUUCGAUGUCCGGUGGAGUAUCAGGAGAUGCACUAAACCAAGUGGCCGGUAGAAGAGGUGGAAAGAAAGGUGGAAAAGGUGGAGGUGGAGGUGGUGGAGGUGGUGGAAAUGUUGAUAUCGACAUUGAUAUUGACAUUGAUAUUAAUAACUAA